Molecule: messenger RNA, 1392 nt
Organism: [Torrubiella] hemipterigena
Lineage: Eukaryota; Fungi; Ascomycota; Sordariomycetes; Hypocreales; Clavicipitaceae
Source: the annotation of a GenBank genome assembly
AUGGAGGAUCAAUUCAGUGGCCGCACCGACGACGACCUCUUCUACGAUGAUGAUGACUUUGAGCCCGUCAACGGUGAGGCCACGCCUUACAUCGAACCGCCAUCGGUACUCGAAUCAUACAUUGCCUCUGUCGAAUCAAUCCCUAUUGUACCUAUAGAACCUCCACCAAUUGAGAGUAUCCCAGUGGACGAGCCCCGGCGACAGCUGCCACCGCCCAAGACACUGGCCAACUCACGCUUCGCCGACAAACCUGCGGAAGAAAAGGCGCUUGUACCUGCCGAGGCGCCGACUGUGACACCUAAGCCGGCUCCAGAGAGGAAGACUACACCGAAAAAUAACUACAAACAAUCACAAAAACCUCCCAAGGCAGCCAAAGCGAAAGCCUCACCAGCCAUCGAACCUGCUCUGCCAGCGGCAGCGAUUCCGCCUCCAGUCCCGACUGCUCCAACUGUCCCUGCUACUACUACAACUACUCCUCCUGAUGGGAAAAAGCCACGAUCCAGCUCAAAGAAGCGCAAAGGUGGUGAGGGUGCUGCCAACAAGAAGAAAGAAAAACCUGCCGCCACUCCUCCCACACCUAAGCCGCCUGUCAAUGAUGCUCGCACCCAAUCCGGUGCCAACCCAAGACAGAAAUUGACAGAAGCUGAAAUUACGGCCAAGAUGGAGAAGAUGAAACUUCUAUCGGAAGAAAAGACGCGGAAAUUCGAAAAGGCGAACCAGGAUCAGAAGCAACACGAGGAAGCGUAUGCCAGGGGCAUGGAGGAAGCGCGCAAGAAGCGCCUCGAGGAGGCUGAGCGCAAGCGUCGCGCUGAUGAAGAGCGCCGUCAACUAGAUGAUGAGAGAGCAAAGAAUAGAGAGAGAAAGCUCAAGGCUAUGAAGAUAAAGGAGGGCGGCUGGGAUGCGGGCAAGCAUGAGGUGCUUGAGGAAGAAGCCCGUCGAACGUUUCGAGGAGCAAAUGGAGGCAUCCGAGGUGCUCGUGGUGGCGGUCUGAAAGCUAGUCGCUUUGCCAAAGCCGACGAUUCAACACCUCCAGAAAGCGAUAGUCAAGGCCAGGAAGCGACCCGUGAACGAGGCAACGGACGACGAGGGGCUGGCAACGGGAGAGGACGCAACCAGGGCCGGGGCCGUCCGGGCAAGUCAACCUCCCCCGGUUCCAGAACCCCAGUUUCUAAGAAGGAUGACUUGUUCCCUCAUCUACUCAACCGCGAGAAAGUACCUGCUAAAGAUGAGGUUCCUAAGCAGGAGCCUGCGAAGCCUGACCCUGAAGCCGUGAAGCCUGAACUGUUACAACCCGCAACCCUGGAAUCACUGUUGUUUGCUCCGCCUCCCGCAAGCGGCAACUGGGGAGAUGAGGUGGAGGAAUAUGAAGAAAUGAUGAAUGCUGCAGCAUGA